Molecule: messenger RNA, 1374 nt
Organism: Apis laboriosa (Himalayan honeybee)
Lineage: Eukaryota; Metazoa; Arthropoda; Insecta; Hymenoptera; Apidae
Product: adenylate kinase 8
Exons: 10
Coding region: 1-1374 (457 amino acids)
Biological process (GO): nucleoside triphosphate biosynthetic process
Cellular component (GO): cytoplasm
Molecular function (GO): AMP kinase activity; ATP binding; nucleoside diphosphate kinase activity
Source: RefSeq, a predicted model, not a curated record
AUGGCAACUCAAUUAUUGAUUCAAAAACCCGAAGACCAUCUUGUAUUUAUGAAACAAUAUCUUCAUCUUGCUGCAAAAAAACUUAAUAUAUCCAAUAUUAUUUUAAUUGCACCUGAAAAUUUUGAUAGAAAGGCAUUAGCCAAAAUUCUUCAGAAAGAAUUAGGUGUAUAUCCUUUGAGCUUGAAAGAGCUUCGUAAAGUUUAUACUCAGCAGGAUGAUACUUGUCAUUGCGAGGAAUCAGAAGAUCUUGCACAUGCAAUGAGAAAAAUAUUAGAAAGCGGAGCUUUUCAUGAAAGUGGAUGGUUGCUAUUUGAUUUGCCGAGAACGAAAAAAGAAGCACGAAUAUUUCAGCGUAUGGGUAUAAUACCGACACAUGUGAUACAACUCAAAGUUUCAAAUGAAUAUGAAUGGAACGAUAUUUAUACAAACAAUGCUCAUUCAACUUUCAUAAAAUCUAAAAAAUCACAAAAUCAUUAUUUAAAAAAUUUACGAGAAUUACGAGAAGUAUAUGCACAUUAUUUAAUAGAAAUCGAAGUAGGUAUCAGAUCCAUUGAAGAACUUGGAAAAGAUUGUGCAAAACUAGCAAAGAUAAAAAAACAUUGUGGAACACCAUCACUUUUUCGUAUUGCAUUAAUUGGUCCUAGGGGAUCUGGCUGUAUUACUGUAGCAAAAUACCUAGCUGAACGAUUUAAUCUUGUUUAUAUUGAUUAUGAUUAUAUUGCAGAACAGGCGCGUUUACAACAAAAUUCUUUAGGAAAAAUUCUUCGAUUAUUUGAAGAACAAUGGGGUGAAAGACCCAAACCUGAAAUUAGAAUUCAAAUUGUUGAAAAACAUAUAUCUGAGUACGAGUGUUUGAAAAGGGGUUGGGUUUUAACGGGUUAUCCAAAGACCGUAGAAGAUUUUAAAUUAUUUGAUUUGAGUCCUACCCCUCCAAACAGAGUAAUAUUUAUGGAAGUAAGUAGUGACAUCUGCAGAGAAAGACUACUCAAUCGUCGAUACAAUAUUAUCACAGGAAGUAAACAUAAUUUAUCUUCAACAAUCAUCGGUAACGAUGACUUUAAAUUAGGUGUUCAUCCUAAAGAUUUCAGACUGAAUGUCGAACGAGAUUUACAAGAAUAUGAAGAAAAUAUGAUUGACAUGAUGAAGUAUGCAGGCGAAUCUGCAAUAAAAAUUGAUGGAAAUGAUGAAGAAAGAAUUGUUCGAGAAAAAGUAGAAGCAAGUAUAAUGCAUCCAAUUCUAUCUUGGCAGUCAAGAAUACCAAGACCUCCACCUAAGAUUGAUCCAAUGAGUAUUGAAUUUGAUCCUGAUGAUGAACCUGAUUCCAGCGUGUUCGAUAAAAUACGUGCCCCUGAGCCGAAGUAUACUUUUAUCUAA